AUGUAUGUUAAGAUGAUGUUUGGCGGAGAAAUGGUAACAGUGCUGACAGCCUAUGCACCCCAAGCGGGAUGUUUGGAGGACGAGAAGGAAAAAUUUUGGAGAGAUUUGGAUGGAGUAAUGGUCGGAAUACCAGAGAAUGAAAGACAGAUAGUUGGAGGGGAUCUAAAUGGUCAUGUUGGCGGAAGGAAAGGUGGGGAAGAGAGGUGGCAUGGAGGAUGGGGGUAUGGCGAUAGAAAUGAGAAAGGAAAAAAGAUAAUGGAGUUUGCAAUGGCUUUUGAUCUAGUGAUUACCAAUGCCUACUUCCAAAGAAAAAGAGAAAAACUAAUAACAUACAGGAGUGACGAAAAUAAAAGCCAAAUUGAUUACAUAUUAUGUAGAAGGAAAAAUGGUGGGGAGGUGCGAAAUACUAAGGUCAUAUACGGUGAAGGAAUAGCAACACAACAUAACUAG
This is a messenger RNA of Schistocerca piceifrons (Central American locust), 450 nucleotides long. RefSeq names its product craniofacial development protein 2-like. Gene Ontology annotation, biological process: chromatin remodeling. Gene Ontology annotation, cellular component: nucleus. The record is from RefSeq and is a predicted model, not a curated record. The coding region runs from base 1 to 450 and encodes 149 amino acids. Lineage: Eukaryota; Metazoa; Arthropoda; Insecta; Orthoptera; Acrididae. The transcript has a single exon.